AUGGCCUCAGGAUUCAUCGAAAUUGCAAACAAGCAGGGUCUCACCGCGACUCUUCUCCCGUUCGGUGCCACGUUGGCAAAAUUAACAUUUCCGGACAAAAACGGAAAGAAUCAGGAUUUGGUGUUAGGAUUUGACACUAUUGAUGAAUUCGAAAAAGACGCCGCCUCUAUUGGAAAGACUGUCGGAAGAGUCGCGAAUCGAAUCAAAAACUCGACAUUACACUUUGACGGGAAACAGUACACAAUGACGCCCAACAACGGGCCGCAUUAUCUUCACGGCGGGCCCAAUGGACUGGGAUAUAGAAAAUGGGAAGUAGUCCGCCACGCUCCAGAGUCGGUUUCCUUUAGCGUUCGGGCCAAUGAGCAGGAUGACGGGCUUCCUGGCGAUGCGAAAAUUGAUGUAACCUACACUGUAAAUGACCGUAACCAGCUCAUCAUCGAGCACCACGCGACAUGCGACACCCCGGGCCUGCUCGCUCUCACCAAUCACGCCUACUGGAACCUAGACGGCUCGGAUACCGUCGCCGAGCACUUUCUGGAGAUGGAAGCCGACGAGUUCGUGGAGGUGGACGAUACGUUCUGCCCAACUGGAGCCAUCCGAUCCGUCACCGACACCGGAUUCGAUUUUCGGAGUGGGAAGCAGCUGAAAGAGUCGGGGAAGGACGCGGAGGAGUUGCUGGAUUUGGAUAAUGAUUUAGUGAUCACUAAGAAGACCCCGCCAUCAACUCCAUCGACUUACUUGAGAUUUUGGAGCGAAAAGUCUGGAAUUGAACUUUCCAUCACAACUUCUUACCCGGUUAUUCAUCUCUAUGCGUCGAAAUUUUUGGAUUGUAAAGGCAAAAAGGGGGAGCAUUACAAGGCCAACAAGGCGUUGGCAAUCGAGCCACAAUUCCACUCGGCAGCUCCAAAUUUUGAUCACUUCCCCGACGUCUCUCUUCGCCCGGGAGACCACUACUGUCAGGAGAUUGUCUACACAUUUUCUCAUGUUAAUUGA
Molecule: messenger RNA, 993 nt
Organism: Caenorhabditis elegans
Lineage: Eukaryota; Metazoa; Nematoda; Chromadorea; Rhabditida; Rhabditidae
Gene: Y19D10A.16
Product: Aldose 1-epimerase
Exons: 5
Coding region: 1-993 (330 amino acids)
Source: RefSeq, marked reviewed